Molecule: messenger RNA, 851 nt
Organism: Trifolium pratense (red clover)
Lineage: Eukaryota; Viridiplantae; Streptophyta; Magnoliopsida; Fabales; Fabaceae
Product: UDP-N-acetylglucosamine transferase subunit ALG13 homolog
Exons: 4
Coding region: 135-650 (171 amino acids)
Biological process (GO): dolichol-linked oligosaccharide biosynthetic process
Cellular component (GO): UDP-N-acetylglucosamine transferase complex; extrinsic component of endoplasmic reticulum membrane
Molecular function (GO): hexosyltransferase activity
Source: RefSeq, a predicted model, not a curated record
GAUUCUGUUUCAUAUUCUUUGUUCAGAAAUGGAAUCGAAUUAACACAGUUUCAAAAAUUUCAAUUCAACUGUUGCGUUUUUUGACAGAAGAAUCAAAUCAAAUCAAAUCAAAAUUGAGUGGUGUGGUUAAUAAAAUGGGAGGUGAGAAAACGAAGAGAGUGAUUUUCGUGACAGUAGGAACAACUUGUUUCGACGCACUUGUAAAAGCUGUUGAUUCUGAAACACUUCAAAAAGAGUUACUUGCAAAAGGGUAUACCCAUCUUCUUAUUCAAAUGGGUCGUGGAUCCUAUCUUCCUACCAAGUCUGAAGGAGAUUGUAAUUUGGUGGUAGAUUACUUCACUUUUUCUUCCAGUAUUGCAGACCAUAUCAAAUCUGCUUCUCUUAUCAUUAGCCAUGCAGGUAGCAUAUUUGAGACGUUGAAGCUAGGAAAACCUUUAAUUGUGGUUGUUAAUGAAGAUUUGAUGGAUAAUCAUCAAAGUGAACUAGGAGAAGAACUUGCCAACAGAAAACAUUUGUAUUGUGCUAGUCCUCAAACACUCCAUCAAACCAUAGUGGAUAUGGAUUUAAACGCUCUUGUUCCUUACUCUCCAGGUGAUGCCACACCAGUGGCCAAGCAUAUCAACAGAUUUCUUGGUUUUCCCGACGAUUGAUCUGGCUUUCCUUUUUCUGGUUCAACGUCUCCGAGGUAAUGCUAAGUUGUGAUCCUCAAAUUUAGUCGCGAGGAAAAUUGUUUAAGAAAGGGGGAACCGUCUACUGCAUGUUCAUAUUGUGUACUUGAUGUUGAGGUUAAUCAGGCAUCAUUAACCUAUUUGUACUGUUUGUUUCUAUUUUCAUCUUGUUCACUCUUUUCA